This is a messenger RNA of Corylus avellana, 1496 nucleotides long. RefSeq names its product actin-1. The record is from RefSeq and is a predicted model, not a curated record. NCBI's taxonomy places the organism in Eukaryota, Viridiplantae, Streptophyta, Magnoliopsida, Fagales, Betulaceae.
CAGGAAAUUUCAUUUGGAUUAGAGUUUCAUUUGGUCGUUCUCAUUUUAUUUUGAACCCUAGGGCGGGCAGCUGAGAUCGCAGGUCUUUUCUUCAGCUGGUGAUAGAAGAUGGCAGAAGCUGAUGAUAUCCAGCCACUUGUCUGUGACAAUGGAACAGGAAUGGUCAAGGCUGGAUUUGCUGGAGAUGAUGCUCCAAGAGCUGUGUUUCCUAGCAUUGUUGGUCGCCCACGUCACACUGGUGUGAUGGUUGGCAUGGGCCAGAAAGAUGCAUAUGUUGGGGAUGAGGCUCAGUCUAAGCGUGGUAUAUUAACUCUGAAAUACCCAAUUGAGCAUGGUAUUGUGAGCAACUGGGAUGACAUGGAGAAGAUUUGGCACCACACCUUCUACAAUGAACUUCGUGUUGCCCCAGAAGAACACCCAGUUUUGCUCACUGAAGCACCUCUCAACCCAAAGGCUAACCGUGAGAAAAUGACUCAAAUUAUGUUUGAGACCUUCAAUACUCCUGCUAUGUAUGUUGCCAUCCAAGCUGUUCUCUCCCUCUAUGCCAGUGGUCGUACAACUGGUAUUGUUUUGGACUCUGGAGAUGGUGUCAGCCACACAGUCCCCAUUUAUGAGGGGUAUGCCCUCCCACAUGCCAUCCUCCGUCUUGACUUAGCAGGUCGUGACCUCACUGAUGCCCUAAUGAAAAUCCUUACUGAGCGUGGUUACUCAUUCACCACCACAGCCGAGCGUGAAAUUGUGAGGGACAUGAAGGAGAAGUUGGCAUAUAUAGCACUUGACUAUGAGCAAGAGCUUGAAACUGCAAAGACUAGUUCCUCCGUUGAGAAGAGCUAUGAAUUGCCUGAUGGGCAGGUGAUCACCAUUGGUGCUGAGCGUUUCCGAUGCCCAGAAGUCCUUUUCCAGCCAUCCAUGAUAGGAAUGGAGGCUGCAGGAAUUCAUGAAACCACAUACAACUCUAUCAUGAAGUGUGAUGUUGAUAUUAGGAAGGAUUUGUAUGGAAACAUUGUGCUUAGUGGUGGAUCUACCAUGUUCCCAGGCAUUGCUGAUAGAAUGAGCAAGGAAAUCACUGCUUUGGCUCCCAACAGCAUGAAAAUCAAGGUGGUUGCUCCACCUGAGAGAAAGUACAGUGUGUGGAUUGGUGGCUCCAUCUUGGCAUCUCUCAGUACUUUCCAGCAGAUGUGGAUCGCUAAGGCAGAGUACGAUGAAUCUGGUCCAUCUAUUGUACACAGGAAAUGCUUCUAAUCUGCAGCAUAUGGGAGCAGUGGAAGUGUAACGUCCUGAUUCGAGCGAAGCAAUUGCAGCUCAAGAGUUUGCCGUUUCUCUUUUCUAAUUUCUUUUUUUUUUUAAAAAAAAAAAAAAAAAAAAAAAACUUGUAGAGAGCCGUUGAGGUGAUGGUAGAGAGUUUCAAUUCUUUCAUUAUUGUUUUAAUCAGCUGUUGAACAGUUGUACUUUCAAUGCCAUGUUUGAAAUUCUAUGCGAUCUGAAAUUUCCUUUUA